Molecule: messenger RNA, 876 nt
Organism: Vicia faba (fava bean)
Lineage: Eukaryota; Viridiplantae; Streptophyta; Magnoliopsida; Fabales; Fabaceae
Source: the annotation of a GenBank genome assembly
AUGGAUCGACCCGGAUUCAUAAUCGAACCCGCCGAAGCCAAAUCCAUGGCUGAAGCUUCCUCUCUCACUCUCACCCAACUCCUCCCUUCCCUCAUCACCUCCGCCCAAACCCUUGCCCGCCCACCCAUCUCCAACUUCCGCGUCGCGGCUGUCGGGCUAUCCCAAUCGGGUCGGAUCUUAAUCGGAGUCAACGUCGAAUUCCCUUGUCUCCCUCUUCAUCACUCCAUCCACGCCGAACAAUUUCUCCUCACAAAUCUCUCUCUCAACAAUGAAGCCAAUCUCCAGUCCUUCGCCGUCUCCGCCGCACCCUGUGGCCACUGCCGACAGUUCCUCCAAGAACUCCGCGGAGCACCCGACAUUCAAAUCAUCGUAACCUCGGAACCCAACCCGAAACCCACUUCGCUCUCUCGAUUUCUCCCACACAGAUUCGGUCCACACGAUCUUCUCCCUCAACAAACUCCACUUUUCUUGGAACCACGUAACAACAGGUUAACACUACCCAAUGGUGUUUGCAACGGUGAAACGCUUGAUACGAAGUUAAAGAUUGCAGCCUUGGAGGCUGCGAAUAAAUCACACGCCCCUUAUAGUGAUUCACCAUCUGGGGUGGCUAUUGUGGAUUGUUAUAGAAAAAUCUAUAAAGGUUCUUAUGUUGAGUCUGCGGCGUUUAAUCCUAGUUUGGGUCCUCUUCAGGCUGCGGUGGUGGUGUUUAUUGCCGGAGGUGGAGGUGAGUAUGAUGAGAUAGUGGGUGCUGUGUUGGUGGAGAAGGACGGAGCUGUGGUGAGACAAGAGGGAACUGUUAGGUUGUUGCUGAAUGCUAUUUCUCCUAAGUGUGUGUUGCAGACUUUUCUAUGUUCCGUUGAUCAGUCUUCGGUUUGA